ACAAAAUAUUAAAUGAGGGCACAUGGGAGAUAUAUGAUAAAUGGGGCAAAUAGGGAAAUAAAUCAAUUUCGGUUGGCUUAUAAAUAGGAAGGAGGCCGUUACAGUUUUCUUCCCCUCUCAUCUGCAAGCUUCACGUGUUCGAUCUUUCUCUUCCAUUAAACUUCCCUUAAUUCUCACCCAUUUCAACUUCUUCUUCUUCUAUCUUCUGUCUACAUUCUUCUUCCCCCUGUUUCAUCUACUUAUUAUAGCAAAUUCUUGUCGGUGAUAGUAGUUUUUAUAGUUAAGAUUUCUUCAUCAAAUCUUUAAUUAAACAUCACAUAAAUUAUGUCGAAGAAUUCAUCCAAAAAAGUCACCUCCUCUUCUUCUUCAUCAUCUUCUUCUUCUUUUAUUAAUGAUAAUUAUAAUAAUAAUAAUUCUGCUGGUGCUACUUCUAGUUCCACCAUUGCUGACCUUUUUGGUCCUAAGCCUUCAUCUUCUUCCUCCAGCAUAUUUGGCUCUGUGUUUGGUCCUACAUCAAUGGGGAGAGGAAGAGACUCUACAAACCAAGUGGGAAAUUACAGACAUGGUGUUCCUGGCGCACCUGUAAGCAAAGGAGAAAAUAGCAAUAAUUCUUAUUAUCAGCAACAAACAGUCGAUCAACCUUGCUAUUUUACCUCUUCCAUCUACUAUGGUGGCCAAGAAGUUUAUUCUCCAACUACGCGUUCCACUGAAUCUCAUUUCAAGAAAGAUGAGCAGGAGGAUGACCCUAAUAGUGCUUCAAGAGGAAAUUGGUGGCAAGGGUCACUUUAUUAUUAGUCCAAGAUGCGACUUAAACGGGUGUAGCCUACCCCCUAUGGAAACCAAGGGGCCAAAUUUUCAUGUUAGAACCAGGACCCCAAAAUCUUCAAGACGGCCGUAUGACAAUAUAAUGCAGGGGUGAACUAGCUCCAUAUUGUUAGUCUAAUUAAUGGUUGUCGUUUCUUUAUUAUAUAAAAGUCGCGUCAUUUUCGCCUUUACUUUCAGAAUUAGAAAAGAAAGGAUGUUACUUGAAGAUGGAAAAGAGAACUUGAAUAUUGUUGUGGGAAGAGAAAAUUACUCCAGCAGCUAGCUGGUUGAACAAGGCCAUGUUCAUGUUGGUUCACAUGGUAGAGAUAUCCUUGUGCAUUUCUAUGCAAUUUUUAGUUGUUCCACGUUUAUUCGUAUCACUUUAUUAGGAUUCAAGGGGAAUAACUAGGCUUGUUAGAAGUAAUAUUAGAUGAUCAUGGGCCGGCCACAAAGAAUCCAGCCCAUUGGGGCCCAACACAUCAGGCUGAAAGAACAUGUGGAGCAAGUACCAAAAUGGUGUAAAAAGUGAAUUCGGGCAGCCCAAUCGAGUUGGGCUAACUUCAUCAACUCUACUCUCAAUGUUUAUGGUUUUGUAAGAAUUGACUUAUCAUUUUCAGGAUCUUUUGUUUAUCUGUGUAUACUGUCGUAGAUGAUUCAAUUUAGGUCUUGGGUGGUUCACGCAAGACUUUACCAACUAAACUAACGUUCACAAAUCACGAAAGUCAAUGUUAAUGUUGGGUAGUUUUUUAAGUCAACUUCCCAGUUAGGAAACACCAAUUGAAAAUUGAAAACAAUACUUUAUUCAUAUCAUCCAAGUUCUAAUACAUCUGUCUGUAUUAGAAAAGCUAAGCACAAAUGCAAGCUUCUAUCGCCAUAUCCAACUAUUCUUAGGAAGUUCAGUACUACAUGUGAUGUGAUGAGAUGGGUUCUUCACUCUUCAAGGCAAUGUGUAAGCUGCAAUACCAAAUAAAAGAAAGGUCAGACAUCAGUAAAUCAGUAUGAACAAUUAAAGAUGGCAAAACAAUUAUAUAUAUAUGUAUGUAUGUAUGUAUGUAAUGCUGAAACUCACCACCACACUUGUACCCAACAGGGCGAUCAGCUAAGUUGCAUCGCUUAGGAAUAGUAACAGCAACCUCAGGCUUAACUCCGGAACUUUUGGCGGUGUUAGAGAGCAUCACUGCGCAGAGGCAGCUCGGGUUCUGGCCUAACUGUUUAAUCUUAGCACAGCAAGCAUCUGAAACUGGGGCAUUCACAUCCUGUCCUGCCACAGCACAAGGAACAAGUUUGUAUGCCUCUCGUUCUGGCGAUGCUCUCCCACACUCACCGUGAGCAUUUACCCCAUGAAAUCCUGCAAUGCAGAGAGCAAGAACAAACAGAAACAGAACAAUUUGAUUCACUGAAGAUUUCAUUGCUUUAGUUUUUACUGUGAUGAAGGUAUUUGUGUUAGUUGAUCAUUGUUAGGACUUGGGCAAUUAUAUAUAGAGGAAGGAGGAGCUAUUGAUUGAUGCGAAGAGAACUAUAAUAAUGUGCUCCAUUAUUUAGUGGAGGAAGCAUUAGAAGAGUACAGGAAGUAAUCUAGGAUAGAAAGAAAGCACUUUCGGCUCCAAAAAUCAUUUCAUUGGUGAUCUGGCUCAUACUAACAGGAUUAAUUAGGUAAAUCAAAUGCUAAUGCUACCAUAGUGGUUUUCACUACUGCAUUCACCACAUUGUAGAUGAUCUUACCGACUCCCAGUCCCCACAAGAAAGAACAAAAGAAAACAAAGACACUAACAGAUGCGGAUUAUUGAGCUUAACUUAUUUGUGUUGAACUUGACUUACUUUCGCGAAAACUUGUUCUAAUUGAUAAGAAUAGUUACUGAGGGUUUGUUCUCUUCGGCAUAAAACAGCUGAACUGAAUUGAAUUGAACUGAAUUGAAGUGAACUGAACUGAACUAAAUUGAACUGAAAUGAAUAGUGAUAUGUGAGAAUAAAAGUAUUGUCCGGAGCUGAACUGAACUGAAUUGAUCUGAACUGAAUUGAACUGAAUUGAACUGAAAAUAAACUGGGAAGAACAGGCCUGAGUCUUUGUAAGAGGUGUUGGAAUCUAAUGCAAAGGCGUAUGCAGCAAACUUGUUGGCUUUUUGUAAAACAGUAAUUUUAUGGGAAGGGUAAAGUAGUUGCCCGACACUUAUUAAACAUUACCUCCCCUUAUUAUCGUCUAUUAAACAUACCCUAAAUACACUCUUAAUUAAGCUAGAAGUUAAACAGGUCCAAAAUCUUUGCAUUUUAUACCAUACACUUGGGUGUAUCAUACUCCCUCUGUUUUUUUUUAUCUUUCUCACUUGGAAUCUUGACACUAUUCAUACAUAGAGAGAAUCUUCCCAAAUGUUCUCAAUUUAUAAGAAAAAACAUAGUCAUGUGGGGUCUUGUUUGAUUCGUCUCAAUUAGUACUUUGUUAAUAUUCAAUCGUUAUAAUUUUUACUAAUAUAUAAUGAAAGAUAUUUAAGUUUUAAAACGUGCAUUAGAAGACGCGCACAGGAAAGUGAGAAUGAUAAAAAAAACAGAGGGAGUACAUCCUAAGGUAAUUUAUUUGCUCAUUGCUCAAUUUUGGAGAGCUUCAAAAGAGCAAUGAGCAAAAAAACAUAAUAUUCGGUACACGAUACACCCGGGUUUAUGGUGUAGGUUUUGCAAAAUGUUGAGUUGAGCAAGUUCACGUGAAGAUAAUGCAGCUAGCCUAAUAAAUGCCCAGUUAUCAAAAUGGAGGGAAUUUACAACUUGCUAUGGUGAAAUCCAUGAUUUGCAUAUUCUGAGCUAUAUACAACUUCCAAAGUGUAAACAACACACAACAAUUUCAUGCUAAAAGAGCACAUUGCUAGAAUGCAAACUUUAAACUUACACACUACAAUAGAAUCCAUAAAUCCUUUCAGCUUAGUAAUUCAAUAAACAGAAUCAAACCAAUAUCUAUUUCGAAAUGCGAAAUUCUUAACCAUAAAGAGGCCAUGUUAAAGAUGAUUAUCAAUCUAAUGGAUUCCAAAAUCCUGAACAGUUUUUUGAUGUCUCAAAAGUUGCAAUUGAGAUACCAAAUAUACAGAAUUCUUACAACACUAAUAUAUGCUUCAUACUUAGUAAGCAUUAUAUUCACACACAAUACACAAUUCAAGUUACAAUCAAUCAAAUCCAAUUAGGUUGCGUUCUCUUCACCUGAAAGGUGUCUUAACUCGACAUCGAUCAGUUCCAAUCCCGUAUACUCAUAAGGUCUAAUAAGGUCUAAUAAGUUCUGCGUUACUCAAACAAAUGAGAGUAUCAUUAUUACAAUUAACGAGUAAAAGCAUAAAGAACAAAAACAAUAUAAAUCAAAAGAGCAGAAGGAACCAAAAUAACAAGAGGAACAAUAGCAGCAAUAGCAUGAGAACUCCCACAAGACAAACUACCCAACUUAAUCUGAACUACAUUAACCAAAGCCAACAUCAGAAAAGCACACCCAGAAACAGAUCCAAUAGCAGAGACAAGCAUGCCAAAACGAAGGCCCGAUGUAUGGAUCAAAGCCCGAUAAGAGUCGUAAUGGGCCGGAAUACGGAAGGCCUGUUUAAGGCCCAAAGCAACGAGGCUAGAGAAGAGGAAAGAGGAGAAAGAGUAGACGUGGAAAGCUACUAUGUUUUCAGCAAUGGAGGUGUUGAGUGAAGAACAAGAUGGGUCAGUGAUGAGUGUGUUUGAUGGAUCAUUUGGGUUCCAUGAAAGGCCUAAGAAAACUGCUAAGGUGAAGAUGGAGUUUACGUGGAUUAUGCCGUCGAGUGCGCUGAUGUGGAUGGUGGUUCCUAAGGGUUUCUCGUGGAGGUGAGACAUGGUUGGUGGAGGUGGUGGAGGGGAAAGUCUCACUAAGAGAAAUCACGAAAGGAAAGUGAAUCAAAUGAACACUCAAUAAGGAACUAGGUAUUACAUAAUCUGAUCUGAACUGACUUGAUCUAACUUGUGCAGUUACACGUGUUGUUAAGCUAGUAGCUUAAUUUUGAUUGAAAUAUUACAAUAAGUUGAUUGAUCUUUCUAUUAAAAAAUGUAAUAAGUUAAUUGAUGAUGGAACUGAGGGAGAGGUGGUAGUUUAGUCGAGUACCAUCUCGAAAAUUCCAGAGCAAUUGCCCAGGGUUCGAAUUUUCAUCUCAAUAAUAUGUUGGAUGUUUAAUUC
This is a messenger RNA of Beta vulgaris subsp. vulgaris (sugar beet), 4963 nucleotides long. RefSeq lists its product as hypothetical. The transcript has 6 exons. The coding region runs from base 325 to 795 and encodes 156 amino acids. Lineage: Eukaryota; Viridiplantae; Streptophyta; Magnoliopsida; Caryophyllales; Amaranthaceae. The record is from RefSeq and is a predicted model, not a curated record.